This is a messenger RNA of Anoplophora glabripennis (Asian longhorned beetle), 635 nucleotides long. RefSeq lists its product as uncharacterized. The transcript has 2 exons. Lineage: Eukaryota; Metazoa; Arthropoda; Insecta; Coleoptera; Cerambycidae. The coding region runs from base 18 to 353 and encodes 111 amino acids. The record is from RefSeq and is a predicted model, not a curated record.
AGCCAACUUUUCGAAAGAUGUCAAAAACAUUGAAAGAUAGACAUUUGUCCAAAGCGAUUACUGACACUUUACUGAAAAUUCUGAAUGAAGUAGAAUUCCUAAAUAAACAGUCUACAGUAGAUUGUCAAAUAUUAUUGGAGGAAAUUUUAAAUCGAGUUAUGGAGAAAAUUUCCGAUUUAUCUUCUACAUCGUCAGAGGAAGUCCAGGAAGAAGAAAAUAAGGAAAAUGUUGAUCCUUGUUGCUCAUCAGCACUACAACCAACAACACUUGAGGAUUCUAGCUCAGGGGAGUCAGAUGAAUAUAAUUUUACUUGGGGUUCUAUUGACGAGUACAAUACAAUACAAGAUUAUUAACUUGAUAUUGAAUUCGAGAAAAACACCAACACCCUUGAUGGCUGCAGAAUAGUUGAUAUAAAUUAUUUAAUAACGAAAACAAUUAUUCUUCAAAGCAACCACAACAGAAAAUGUACUGGAGGUUCCUUGUUAUUCCUGAAGGAAAAAAGACUAGGACUUUCAAGUAUUAUUACAUAUAAAUGUAACAUAUGUAACAAAGAGCAAAGUUUUGGCACAGAAAAACCAGCACAAACUGGUCAAAUAAAUAAAGUUGCAGUAUGGGGAGUACUUUCAACAGGUAGC